AGCACGCCUCAUCACCCACUGCGUUCCAGCUUCAGUUGCCCAGUGCUGCAAGAGGAGCGGUAGAUUUUGAGGACCUAGCUCACUCGUGUUGGUCAAAGAGCGUGUCAAGCCAAGAUGGCCUCACUGAGUAGCCGCGCCCUAGUGGUCGGUUCGGCGCUCGUCGUUGCUGCGGUGCUGCUCCCUGCCCACCACGCGAUUGCGGCAUACGCCGACACGGCCAGCGCGCCGACGUCAGCCAACGACAUCGCCGUGCCGCCGUCAUCGCCCGCCAACAAGGCCGCGGCGCCUGAUGCGGCCGGCGACAAGGCCAUGCCGCCUUCAUCGCCUGCCAACAAGGCCUUGCCGCCUUCGUCCUACGGCAACGCCUCGGCGCCUUCACCGUCCCCCGCACUGCCGCCGCCGCUGCCGUUCGUCGUCGUGGAGGGCGUCGUCUACUGCAAGUCCUGCAAGGGGAGAGGCUACAACCGCGACAUGGACGCGUCGCCUCUGCAAGGCGCGACGGCGACGAUGGUGUGCUACGGGCGGAAGGUGGUGAACGCGACGGGGACGGUGACGGACGCCAACGGCUACUUCCUGAUCAUGUUCUACGACAUCAAGAACUUCCGCGCCAAGGUCUGCAAGAUGUACCUGGGCUCGUCGCCGUCGCCGCAGUGCAACAAGCCCGUGUACCCCCCCAACAAGUGGAUCGGACUCUCCCUCGUCAGGGAGUCCAGGACCAUCCCGCCCGUGGGGCUGCAGGGACUCUACACCCCCACCAACGUCCUCUUCUAUGGCCCCGCCAUCAAAGGCCAGUGCCCUUACUGACGACCUGUUCCCGUCGGACAGAGGCGAAAUCCACUGGUGGCCGACGUGCACGUUCGUUCGACGACGGCGAACGUGCGCGCGUACGUACGAUCGAUCUCGGUCGAUCCGUUCCAGGCAGUAAGUAAUAAGUGCAGGCAUUGCAUUGCAUUGUGGCGCUGUACUUCUUAGCUAGUACAGUAGUAGCUGCCAGUGUAAGUUCAGUUCUAGUUCGUUCGAGGCAGUGGUGGUUGUUGGUGAUUCUUCGAUCGCUCCUUGUCGAUUGGUGUGACAUUGACAUUCAUAUAAUCCUAUUGGUU
Molecule: messenger RNA, 1100 nt
Organism: Phragmites australis (common reed)
Lineage: Eukaryota; Viridiplantae; Streptophyta; Magnoliopsida; Poales; Poaceae
Product: non-classical arabinogalactan protein 31-like
Exons: 2
Coding region: 115-804 (229 amino acids)
Source: RefSeq, a predicted model, not a curated record